This is a messenger RNA of Vicia villosa (hairy vetch), 1294 nucleotides long. RefSeq lists its product as uncharacterized. The record is from RefSeq and is a predicted model, not a curated record. The coding region runs from base 164 to 1177 and encodes 337 amino acids. The transcript is spliced from 6 exons. NCBI's taxonomy places the organism in Eukaryota, Viridiplantae, Streptophyta, Magnoliopsida, Fabales, Fabaceae.
GGGUCGCAGACAAAUUGAACAUGUAUAGCACGUGAUUUCCUCUUACUUAUCUUCAUCGUCCAUUCUUCAACCAUACUUUUCAAUUCUCAAAUUUUACUUUUAAAAUCAAAAUUCCAACUUUGAAUUCAAGUUCUAGCUUCAUCAUAGUUUUUACCUUGUUCUUAUGAUGGGCGAGUCAGAGGGUACAAAGUUCGGCUUAGAUGUCAGGAAGAAUGAAAAAGAUGGGUUUCAAAAAAGAUUGAAUCCUGCAAUAUCUAAAUUUUUUGUGCAGCUCCCUCACAAGUUUCAGAAUGUUGUAAAGAAUCAGCUGAGUAGAUUAGCAAAACAUGAGGGAAUGAAUUGGGGGAGAUCAGUUCAGAGACACGGAAGUGGAACUUUUAGUGUUUCUGAAGCUGAACUGAAUGAGCAACUGCAGGCGUGGAAAGAAAAUCCUUCUUGGGUUGAUAAACCAUCAGAAAUAAAGGUGACUGUUCCCAAAGGCUCUCUUUGCAACCUCAAUGUAGAAGUUGAUGUUGGUUUUCCCCCUGAUGCAGUAUAUAAUAUAGUAAUAGAUCCUGAUAAUAGAAGAGUUUUUAAAAAUAUCAAAGAAGUUAUAUCCAGAAAAGUUUUGGUUGAUGAGGGUCAUAGACAAGUGGUCGAUCUCGAACAAGCAGCUAUUUGGAAAUUUCUUUGGUGGUCCGGAACUAUUUCAAUAAAUGUUUUGGUUGACCAAAACAGAAAUGAUUACUCUAUGAAGUUCAAGCAAACCAAGACAGGAUUCAUGAAAAAAUUCGAGGGCCACUGGAGAGUCGAGCCUUUAUUUGUCGACGAAGCAACCUGUUAUCCCUUUAAACCCUUAACAAAAGAAGACUAUAAGAUGUGUACAAGAGGCAAAGGAAGAGUCGGGUCUAAAGUUCGUCUAGAACAAAUACUUCAACCUGCCAUUGUCCCUCCACCUCCCAUAUCAUGGUAUCUGAGAGGAAUCACUGCCAAGACAACUGAAAUGCUUAUAACUGAUUUGCAAGCAGAAAUUGCCAGAAUCAGAGGAGGAUAUGAAGCUGAAAAGUCCAAGGAAGAGAUUCAAGAAAAAACUGAUAAAAGUUUUGACCUGGUUGCUAACACAAAUGACAUUAAAGAGAGAUGGAGUUUACGGAGAAAAAACGCGAAGCAGAGUCAUAGAAGACCGAUAGACUGCUAAAUGAGUUUCCUGUGUCUGUUUAUAUAAAUUUAAUUGAAGCAAUCUGUCUAGAUUUCACCAUAGUUGUUCAGCUCACUUUAAAGGAUUCUAAUUUAUAUAUGUUUUUUUUCUUCAUAA